AUGAGAGGCGUACUCUCAUUUGAGAGUACAUGCUCAAUUGCACAGCUCCCUCCCUCCUCCGACCCCCUCGAAACCCCCCUCAGAAGCCCUCACGUGAGGCACAAACUCCCCCACCUCCCCUGCCCCUGCCUCCUUGCCGAACUUGCUGCCCCUGUCAACAGUAGCGAGUUCCUUGACUUGGACGCUUGGUCCCACGCCCUGGAUGACUGGGCUGUCAAGGAGAAGUUCUCCUGGCGGCUCCAGAGGAGGGACAAAGAUGGGGCAACCGCCGUUUGUCCCGAGGAGGGCUGUGCCUGGCGUGUCCGAGCCAGCCCCAACGACGAGCUUCCUUUGCUCAUCGUCGGGGCUGGCUCAGACAUGCCAGGCACAUAUGAGAAUGGGGGGAGUUUCUAG
This is a messenger RNA of Pseudogymnoascus destructans, 393 nucleotides long. RefSeq lists its product as uncharacterized. The record is from RefSeq and is a predicted model, not a curated record. NCBI's taxonomy places the organism in Eukaryota, Fungi, Ascomycota, Leotiomycetes, Thelebolales, Thelebolaceae. Bases 1 to 393 code for a protein of 130 amino acids. The transcript is spliced from 2 exons.